AUGAUAGCAGCACCUAUUAGAUGCACUCCUGGCUCAAUGGGAGAACACAACACGAAAGGCAGGAUGAAAGGGCCGGAGUCACUGAUUAGUUCGUUCCGGGGAAACCUGGAUUUCUCAAGACCUGAGGUUAUCCAGUACCAUGAAGGCGAGCAAUGGGGAAGGAUAAUGUGGACUCAGGAGGUGACCAGGAGGAGAAGGGAGAGAGUGGGAUUUGAUAGCAAUGAGAAGGCGGCAUUUUCUAAGCUUCUUAGGCCUCAAUACCGCCUUGUUAUCCAAGUUUUACGACUUUUGCUCUUGGAUAAACGAACAGUUCACUAUAACGCGACUUUCCCUGUUCGGCCGUUACCCGUGAAACGUGAACAGAUUCAAUACCUCGAGAAUACCGAGAAAACUUUACCGGUGCCUACUUCGUCGAACGAACGGGACGGCCGAAAGGCGUCAGUCCCACGCCAACUGAGGGACGGAAGUCUACAAACAAGAGAAAGCGUCAAAUCGACGAUGACUACCCUUUGCGAUGACCCGUCGACACUUGCGAGCCGCGUCAUUCCCGAUACAACAAGCCCAUCUGCCUGCUAA
Messenger RNA from Hyaloscypha bicolor E, 576 nucleotides. RefSeq lists its product as uncharacterized. The record is from RefSeq and is a predicted model, not a curated record. The coding region runs from base 1 to 576 and encodes 191 amino acids. NCBI's taxonomy places the organism in Eukaryota, Fungi, Ascomycota, Leotiomycetes, Helotiales, Hyaloscyphaceae. The transcript is spliced from 5 exons.